AUGACUGUACCAGCUGAUCCUGUUAUGGGCAUUCCUGCACARARGUUACCAAMGCGUAAAGAUCAAUAUACUCCUGAGGACAAGGAAAGAUCACAUGCUGACGUGCUAUGCAAAUCAUACAUGAUGCAAGCACUAACCAAUGACAUAUACACAAGCAUAGACAGCUACAAGUCAUCUGGCCACAACAUGUGGAUACAAAUAGAGAAAAUGAUGAUGGGAUCUAAGGUUGGAACUCAACUGAAGAUCACGAACUGUAUUUCUGCGUACGAAGAGUUCAAGGCUAGGGAAGGAGAAAGCCUUGAUGAUGUCUAUAACCAGUGGAAAACAUUUGCCAACAAUAUCAAAUUCAACAAACAGCAAUCUGAUAUUGAUGUACAUGAAAUUUACGAAACUCUGAAGCAGAAUGAACAAGAUGUUUUAGAAAUCCGUAAAUCUAAGAAGAAGGAAAAGGAAGUAUCUGAUCCUUUAGCUCUUGUAACAGAGAAGAAGGAGAAGAAGUAUAGAGGCAGAUCUGGGAAGAAGGUUGUUGAAGUUAGUUCGUCAAGAGAGUAUGAGCAAGAAAACAGUAACAGCUCAGAAUCUGACUCUGAAAUCAAGCAAGCUAUGACCUUGCUGACCAAAGCUUUCAAGAAGUACAGGUUUGCCAAACGGCCACACUCGAAUAAUCAACGAUUCUCAUCCGGAUCAAAGUACGAUUACAAGGACAAGUUCGGAGAGAAGAAGAAAUACGAAGAGAAACGAUUCGAGAAGAAGUACGAGCGAAAGCCAGAAGAAGGAAAGAAAUAUGGCAAAGCAGUAGCUGAUGAACAUACAAAAUGCUUUAACUGUGGCAAAUUAGGCCAUUUUGCCAUUGAUUGUAAGAAGCCGGUAAACCGAGAUUCCGACUAUUACAAGAAUAAAUUCCUUCUCACUAAGGAAAGAGAAGCUGGCAAAGCUUUGAUGGCCGAGGAUGAACAUUGGCUAAACCUUACUGAUGAGGAAGAAGAGGCUGAGGCUGUUGCACACAUGUGCUUGAUGGCUAACACAGAAAGUGCUUUGACUGGAGAAGAUGCACAGAUGAAUGAAGAGUCAUGGCGUCCUGCAGGUGAAUUCGGUCCACAGGGGUUAAGCCCAAUAGUGGCUUAUGUGAACCCACCAUGUGGACUAGGCCGAUUUUAUUGGCUCCAGGGUGGAUGA
Molecule: messenger RNA, 1176 nt
Organism: Cynara cardunculus var. scolymus (artichoke)
Lineage: Eukaryota; Viridiplantae; Streptophyta; Magnoliopsida; Asterales; Asteraceae
Exons: 3
Coding region: 1-1176 (391 amino acids)
Molecular function (GO): zinc ion binding; nucleic acid binding
Source: RefSeq, a predicted model, not a curated record